CGGAAGCUCCCCCCCACGCUAAGAGGACAGGAGGCAGAGCCCAGGACGUGCAAGACGAGGCAGAGCUGCUGGGACACUCUGGAGGGCUUUUUAUUUAGAGCCUGUGUGCGAAAGGGAAGACAGAGCAGGACUGAUCAGUGGCGUUUCAGCUGGAAAACCACAAAAAUACUCCCUCCUUUUUCUCUUCCUCUCUCUCCCUCUCUGCACAUUAAAUAAACCAGACUGCUCUGUCAUGGGCGUGAAGAUGCUGCAGUGCUUCCCUUUCUACCGACGCUGCAAAGAGCGCUGCAAGAGCAGGGAGGCCCCCCCAGCAGCAGUUCCCACAGAGGAGACGAAGCCUCGUCUGUGCUCCACCACGUCCUGGAGCAGCGACAGCGAAGGAGCGGGGAGCCUCAGCCGGGGCUCCCAGAUCUAUUUCUCCACCAAGGCCCGGCUUUCCUUCAGGCACCAGCUGGACAGCAACAUCAACGCCGUGGACGCCACCUACUGAGCGCAGAGGAGCCAAACAGACUCCGUCACACGUUCCCAAAAAAGGCCGGCCUCUUCAGCCGUGCGCCGCGCUUCGCCCCGGUCUCCUGUGCCUGCCGCAUACUUGAUGUUUGAACGGUUUCAAAAAGUGGGAGGGAAACGGACUGAUGUGGUCAGCUUAACUCUGAGAGGAGAGGACUCGCUGUGUGUGGACGGACAGACGGAAGAGAGAAAGAGCAGAAGAAUGUUGUUUACAGCUUUCUUCACCAACAAGUGCAUUACCAUUUUUAUUUUUUAUUUUGCAAGUUUUCUAUUCUGCUCUUUUUGUUUUCACAUUCAUGAAGGGGGGAAAAUGCAUGUUUUCUCUUUGUUCACCAGACAACGGCUGAUUUUAAAUUAGUCUAUGCUCCAACAGAACCUCACAAAGGGUAUUUUUACUUCAUGAGUAAUUCACUCUGAAUCACAGCACUGUUACCUUUUUUUCCCAGUAGUAGUUUAACCUUCUACAUCCAAGACCUUACAGUGAUUUACUAAAAAAAAAUAAAAAGUGCUUCUUUAUUUUUAUUUUUUUGGAACAGCAGACGAUAACCCUAGAGAUGAUGUUUGAAAACUUGCACCGCCACUGUUUCGUGUAGUUUUAAAAAAGGAUGACGUAAACUGAGCCACACUUCAACCUUUAUGUGUUUCUGCUGUGAUUUAACUUUCACCCCUUUAAACGUUUUUUUUUGUAAUAAAAAUGCUUUGAUACUAAGGUUGUUUAACGUACUUACCUACAAUAAACUGAGAUUAUACCAGGUGAUAAUUCCCUUACCUAAAAUAUUCCCAUCUGUAGUGUUCUAACAACCACAUUUAUAAUAAAAUGUCGCUCUUUUUUUAUAUCA
Molecule: messenger RNA, 1349 nt
Organism: Fundulus heteroclitus (mummichog)
Lineage: Eukaryota; Metazoa; Chordata; Actinopteri; Cyprinodontiformes; Fundulidae
Exons: 3
Coding region: 233-490 (85 amino acids)
Source: RefSeq, a predicted model, not a curated record